GGGCAUUGGUUAGGUUGGGUUGGAACAAAUCAUGGAAGCUUAAUAGCCUUUUCUCACAUGCCAUGCCUUCCAUUGCAGCCUGAUCAUUCGAAUCUACAAUUAGAACAUAAAAGAUCGCCCUUCCCUUUCCCACCCGCCUAUCGCCACCGUUAACUGCCAACCAUCCAUCACUGUCCAAAGCAUCCCACUUCACCAUCGUGACCUGAGUACCCCACUUGAUCAUCCUCGGGUUUUCCCCGUCAACUGCCCUUUGGCUAUUUGUAUAUCGCGUCGCGGGUAACUACUUGCAUUUCAUUAUUGUUGUCGCUAAAGCUAUAUCUAUCUUCGCCGACAAGAUGGUCACCAAACCUUACGAGAAGAAACGACUCUAUCUCCAGCACCCGGAGCAGGACUAUGGCAUCGUCAGCCAUCGCGUAACUCGAAUAAUUCCUCCUCCUGAACCUUCUCCUCCUCCUCCACCACCUCCGGUCAUUGUCAGACCUCCGCUGCCACCACCCCCACCUCCGCAACCUCAACCACCACCGCCGCCUCCCGUGGUCGAGAAACCACCGCCUCCUCCACCUUGCCCUCCAGCUGAGAAACCCAAGCCGCCGCCUCCUCCGGUUGUGAAGCCUAGACCCCCUUCACCUCCACCAGAGGAGCCUAUCGAGGUCAUUGCGGUCGACGUUGAGCCACACAAGAAAAAGAAGAAGCCCAAGUCUCGAUCCCGAAGCAGGCACAGCCACCACUCAUCAUAUGAUCACGAUCGAGAGCGUGUCAUCGAGCGUGAGAGGAUCGUCCCUGUUCCUGUCCCGGUUCAAGUCGAGCCUCGCUAUGAAACCUUCCGGUACGUUGAGGGAACUCGACGUCGAGAGUAUUCACCUCCAUCACCGCCCAGGCGGAUGAUUGAGGAUGAUAGAGUACGGCUCCGUAUUACGGACCGUGAGCGUGAGUACUACCGAUGAUUAGCGAGUACUUGAAUGACCGAGAAUGGACCGUUCUGUAACGGCUUUAUCCGUAUUACGAUUGAUGAUUUUGGUUCUUUCUUAACUAGUGUUUCUCCAGGAGUUAGGGAAAUUUGAGUAUCUUUAGGGCAAACUUUAAUAAAUAUAUCCUAUAUUAUCCCGAAA
This is a messenger RNA of Fusarium oxysporum Fo47, 1109 nucleotides long. RefSeq lists its product as uncharacterized. The coding region runs from base 336 to 944 and encodes 202 amino acids. The record is from RefSeq and is a predicted model, not a curated record. Lineage: Eukaryota; Fungi; Ascomycota; Sordariomycetes; Hypocreales; Nectriaceae. The transcript has 2 exons.